AUGUUGCAAUAUUUCAAAAAGUUAUCAUAACAAAUGAUUAUAUAUAUUGAACCCAAAUUAUUGAGUUUCUUAUUAAUAAAAAUUUGGCUGUUAGUCAUGCAAUAAUUCUAAGUCUCUAAAAAUAAACCAAUCGCUAAUCCAACCCAAUUAUACAAUCAAUUCUAAGUUCGUUCCCCUUUCACGAAUGUUGAGAAUAAGGGCUUAGUGUAAAAGACAGCCAGUGAUAUGGAAAUUGUCAACAAACCAGUGGUACUCCACCAAGCAACUGACACUUCAAUAAACUCCGAAUGCAUCUGA
This is a messenger RNA of Paramecium tetraurelia, 297 nucleotides long. RefSeq lists its product as uncharacterized. Lineage: Eukaryota; Ciliophora; Oligohymenophorea; Peniculida; Parameciidae. The transcript has a single exon. The record is from RefSeq and is a predicted model, not a curated record.